UCUUCAAUUCACUUCAUUUCUCAAAGCUGUGAGAGACGUGCUUUGUCUCAAUUGUGGACAAACCACACGAGGAGAACAACUGCAGGAACAUUAAACAUCCAAAACACUGGAAAUUUAACUCCGAAACAUCCUUUCUCGUCACACUCGACAGGGCUUUCUGAUCACUGACCGCAACUGGGUGUUGGACAACUGGCACGAAGAACUGUGGGAUAUCGACUGCUUCCACCAUGGAACCUGCCAGAUCCGAAAUGAGUAUCCUACCCAAUGGAAAAGGCCAUGACUUGGGGGAGGAAAUGUGUGUGCCGAUGAAGACCAUGAUGGAGGAAGAACAAAAUGGUACCCAUCACGACAGAUUUGAUGAUCCUGACAGCACUCUUGCGGAGAACAUUGAGUUCCUGCCCAACAGCGAGAGCAAGAAGCCACGUUUCACUGAUUUUGAUGGGAAGACGUCUUUUGGCAUGUCGGUCUUCAAUUUGGGCAAUGCCAUUAUGGGCAGUGGGAUUCUGGGAUUGGCCUACGCUAUGGCCAAUACUGGCAUAUUGCUGUUCUUGUUUCUCCUGACGGCUGUAGCGGGUCUGUCCUGUUACUCCAUUCACCUCCUGCUCAAGUCCUCUGGUGUUGUGGGAAUCAGAUCAUAUGAGCAGCUGGGAUUCAGGGCCUUCGGGAUGACAGGAAAGAUGGCAGCCGCAAUCGCCAUUACUCUGCAGAACAUUGGAGCCAUGUCCAGCUACUUGUACAUCGUCAAAUCAGAGUUUCCACUUGUCCUGCAGGCAUUUCUGAGGACAGACACUACAUCAGGGGAAUGGUAUCUUAAUGGAAACUACCUGGUGGUGCUGGUGUCCAUCUCCAUCAUCCUGCCAUUGGCUUUAAUGAAACAGUUGGGUUAUCUCGGAUAUUCCAGUGGUUUUUCACUCAGCUGCAUGGUUUUCUUCCUCAGUGCAGUGAUUUAUAAGAAGUUUCAGAUCCUGUGCCCAUUCGAGGAGUUCUCGGCCAAUAGCACGCUGACUCACGCCCACUCAAAUAUCACAGUAGACCACGCCUACCAUAACAGUCAUGUGAUGGAGGACGACUCGCACUGCCACCCACAGAUGUUCACUGUCAACUCACAGACUGCUUACACCAUCCCCAUCCUGGCCUUUGCCUUUGUCUGCCACCCUGAGGUCCUGCCCAUCUACACAGAGCUCCGCAACCCAACACAGAAGAAGAUGCAGCACGUUUCCAACAUUUCCAUUCUGAUCAUGUACACUAUGUACUUUCUUGCUGCUCUGUUUGGAUACCUAACCUUUUACACGAAUGUUGAGCCUGAGCUCCUGCACACUUACAGCAGGAUCGACCCAUACGACACACUCAUCCUCUGUGUGCGAUUGGCUGUUCUCACCGCCGUCACACUGACUGUGCCCAUCGUUCUGUUCCCAGUGCGGAGAGCCAUUCAGGAGAUGGCCUUUCCUAAUAAAAGCUUCAACUGGAUCCGACACAUCGCCAUCGCUGUCGUUCUCCUGACACUUAUUAACAUGCUGGUCAUCUUCGCUCCCAACAUCCUGGGCAUCUUUGGCAUCAUUGGUGCGACAUCCGCUCCAUGUCUGAUCUUCAUCUUCCCCGCUGUUUUCUACAUCCGCAUCGUUCCCAAGGAUAAGGAGCCGAUGCGCUCUACUCCCAAAAUCUUUGCUGCCUGUUUUGCUGGAUUGGGGGUGUUGUUUAUGAUAAUGAGCUUGAGCUUCAUCAUUAUUGAUUGGACAACGGGCAGCGGCAGUGCUCUCGGCGGCCACUAGGGGACAAACUCUGAUGAAUGUGUGUUUGUAUGAGAGUGUGUGUCGUAUGUUUAGUAAUGAUUUAUUUGUAUCCGUAUUUGUCUGACACAAAGGAUGCUCUAUCUCGCGGUGGGAAGGGAAAGUUGCGGGGGACCCGAAGCAAAAAUCCCAAUUUCCACAGAUGACAAUAAUUCGGAAAGAAGUCCAUUAUACUAUAUUUGUGUCAGUGUGGAAUGAUUACUUUUGUAUUUAUUGAAGGGUUAAUGCAGCCUCACUUAUUCUGUAGAAAUACACUUUUAUUGCUCC
This is a messenger RNA of Danio rerio (zebrafish), 2054 nucleotides long. The record is from RefSeq and is a predicted model, not a curated record. Lineage: Eukaryota; Metazoa; Chordata; Actinopteri; Cypriniformes; Danionidae.